Anthonomus grandis grandis is the source of this 1707-nucleotide messenger RNA. RefSeq names its product probable cytochrome P450 6a17. The record is from RefSeq and is a predicted model, not a curated record. Bases 41 to 1573 code for a protein of 510 amino acids. NCBI's taxonomy places the organism in Eukaryota, Metazoa, Arthropoda, Insecta, Coleoptera, Curculionidae. The transcript is spliced from 8 exons. Gene Ontology annotation, molecular function: monooxygenase activity; oxidoreductase activity, acting on paired donors, with incorporation or reduction of molecular oxygen; iron ion binding.
GGCAUUAAUUCACAAAUAUUUCAAGUAUAAUAAAAUAAACAUGAUCGGGUUUGCCCUUUUAACAAUUUUAGGUUCACUUAUUUUAUACCAAGUGUUAAAAGUAAAAAGAAAAUUUGUAUAUUGGAAAGAACGAGGUGUUCCUCAGUUAAGUCCUCAUUGGUUAUAUGGAGAUGUAGAAGAUUCUAUUAAAAAAAAGACCAAUUCUGCAGAAUUAGAAAGAGACAUUUACUUUAACUUUAAGAAAAAGGGAUACAAAUAUGGAGGGAUGUACCUAAUGACACGACCAAAAUUGGUACUGGUGGAUCCAGAGAUAAUAAAAACCGUAUUAAUAACGGACUUUAAUUCCUUUUCCGCACAUUUUCCAAAGAUUUCUUCAGGACUAUUUUUUUACAAUCUUUUCCAUUUUGAUGGAGACUUAUGGAAAGACUGGCGAAGGAAGCUGACUCCAACAUUUACAUCUGGGAAGAUGAAAAUGAUGUAUGAGUUACUUUAUGAGAAAACUAUUGGAUUAACGAAUGUUGUGGAAAAUAUUGCUAUUAGCAACAAACCUGCCGAAAUAAAAGAAGUUUUAGCUAGAUUCACUACGGAUGUUAUAGGAACUUGUGCCUUUGGUAUAGAAUGUAAUUCACUAGAGGAUGUGGAUUCGGUAUUUUUCCAGAAAGGUCAAGACAUCUUUAGGUUACUCUCAAGCCGAAAAGAAGCUCCCAAUCCAUUUGUGCUACUUUUAGUAAUUUUGGGCUUUAUUCACCCAAUUAGAUUGCCGGACUUGAGUGGUAUUGAAGAUUUUUUCAAGAACGUAGUUAACGACACGGUGAAAUAUCGUGAAAUAAGUAAACUAGUUAGAAAAGAUUUUUUGCAGCUUAUGAUUCAACUUAAAAAUAAAGGCACCAUUACAGACUUGAUAAAUGAAAAUGAUGUUUACCAAAAAAGUAGCGAAAAAGAUGCAAUAACACUCGACGAGUUAGCGGGACAAUGUAUGCUUUUCUUUAGUGCUGGAUUUGAAACAUCUUCAACUACUAUGUCCUUCGCUCUACUAGAACUAGCACAAAAUCAAGAUGUUCAAGACAAAUUAAGAAAGGAAGUAAGGGACACUCUUAAAAAACAUAACGGAAUUAUGAGCUACGAAGCUAUACAAGAAAUGACUUAUUUGGAACACGUUAUUUACGAGUCCCUUCGUAAAUAUCCUCCCGUUGCUUCCCUUCCCAGAAUGUGCACAAAAAGAUACGUAAUUCCAAAUAGUAAUAUCGUCAUUGAAAAAGGUACAAUGAUAGAUAUUCCUCUUCUUGGAUUACAAUAUGACCCCGACUACUAUCCAAAUCCAGAAAAGUUUUUACCGGAAAGAUUUGAACAAAAGAAAACUGAUUGUACCUUUUUGUCGUUUGGUGAGGGGCCAAGGCAAUGUUUAGGUUUAAGGUUUGGUAUGAUGCAGUCAAAAACGGGCCUCGCUUCGUUGAUAAACAAGUUUAUAUUUACCCUUAGCCCGAAAACUGUUUACCCUCCUAAGUUUUGUCCUUCAUCACCGAUCUUAGCAGUUGAAAACGGAAUCUGGUUAAACGUCCGGCGGGUCGAGUAAUUUUUUUAUGAGACCGAUAUAUACAUAGGGAUUUUAAAUUUUAUAUUCCACUAGAGAUUUAUAAUUGAAACAUUACAUAACCUUUAUAAAAAUUAAAUUACUUUGAGCAGAAAAUACAUUUAAGUUUUUCUUUA